Messenger RNA from Auxenochlorella protothecoides, 156 nucleotides. RefSeq lists its product as hypothetical. The record is from RefSeq and is a predicted model, not a curated record. Bases 1 to 156 code for a protein of 51 amino acids. NCBI's taxonomy places the organism in Eukaryota, Viridiplantae, Chlorophyta, Trebouxiophyceae, Chlorellales, Chlorellaceae. The transcript has a single exon.
AUGCCCCCAAGCCCUGCAGCGGGCCUACACUGCGCAGUUGCAAUCAUAAUAACUCGACACACCCUGUCGACCAGACAGGCUUACACAACGAGGCGCCAAAGGGGAGAGGUAUGCAGCACAUGGUCAGCGAGCGCGACAUGGGAUCCAAUCACCUAG